ACAGAGAGCUCUCGUGGCUGCUUCCUAUGCUGCUUCGUGACUAGUCUUCAGAGCUAUUAAACAGCAUCCCGAAACUACCUUUAAUCUGGCAUUAAAACGGCCACCUGCAGUCUACGGUUCGUAAGCUAUAAGAGACACUUUACUGUCGCGCGCACAUAAGCUCGCGCACAAGUCUUCUGGCAGCGGUUUUAAUGUGUGUUCAAGACAGCAAAUCAACCCGCCGCUCAAAUACUCUUAAUCAUUGUUGUCAAUGUCGUCUGAACUUGAGAAACCAGUCCACACUGACGACCUCAAGACGCCAGUGUUUUAUUUCUUGUUCUUGUCAUGUCUGCUUCGUCGCACGACUCAAUGCCGCCCCCUUCCGGUCAGGCUCCAGAAGACAGCUGGGGACUGAAUUAUGUGAGCGGAAACCUGUUCUCGUGCCCCGAGGACGACGCUUUGGCCCACUGCAUCAGUGAGGACUGCCGCAUGGGGGCAGGCAUAGCGGUGAUGUUCAAGAGGCAGUUCAAAGGGGUAGACGAGUUAAAGGAACAGAAAAAGCUGACAGGAGAGUGCGCCGUGUUAAAACGAGACAGACGUUUCAUCUACUAUCUGAUCACAAAGAAGAAGGCCAGCCAAAAGCCCACCUAUGACAGCUUGAUGCGGAGCCUUGAGGAUAUGAAGUCCCACUGUGUGGGGAACGGAGUAACGAGAAUAGCGAUGCCUCGUAUUGGUUGUGGCCUGGAUCGACUCGAGUGGAGUAGAGUGUCCGAGAUACUGGAACAGGUCUUCAAACGCACAAACAUCUCCGUCACCGUCUACAGCCUUCCCGAGAAAGCAGAGACCACAGCGAUGAAAGAAAACAUGCGCAGAUGAUUCAUUCAAAAAAAAAAAAAAAACUACAUUUAUUGUAAUUAGAAGUAUAUGCACUAUUCUGUAUUGGUAAUCUUGUUCAUUAAA
This is a messenger RNA of Cyclopterus lumpus (lumpfish), 939 nucleotides long. RefSeq names its product O-acyl-ADP-ribose deacylase 1 (gene oard1). NCBI's taxonomy places the organism in Eukaryota, Metazoa, Chordata, Actinopteri, Perciformes, Cyclopteridae. Gene Ontology annotation, biological process: peptidyl-glutamate ADP-deribosylation. The record is from RefSeq and is a predicted model, not a curated record. The transcript is spliced from 5 exons. Bases 325 to 855 code for a protein of 176 amino acids.